Messenger RNA from Tarenaya hassleriana, 1663 nucleotides. Its product is annotated as cytochrome P450 81D11-like. The coding region runs from base 24 to 1514 and encodes 496 amino acids. Lineage: Eukaryota; Viridiplantae; Streptophyta; Magnoliopsida; Brassicales; Cleomaceae. The record is from RefSeq and is a predicted model, not a curated record. The transcript has 3 exons. Gene Ontology annotation, molecular function: iron ion binding; heme binding; oxidoreductase activity, acting on paired donors, with incorporation or reduction of molecular oxygen.
UCACAUAAAUCCCACGGAAGGAGAUGGAAGCGCAAACCCUGGUUUUCUCAGUGCUCUUCCUCUCUCUCUCUCUCGGAUUCUUCCUCCGGAGAAGGAAUCGUAAGCCGAAUCUCCCUCCAUCUCCGGCGAAAUCUCUGCCGGUGAUCGGACACCUCCACCGCCUGAAGCCGCCGCUCUAUCGCAAUUUCCUCCGCCUCUCCGAAUCCCUCGGCGGCGCACCGAUCUUCUCCCUCCGUCUCGGCAACCGUCUCGUCUUCGUCGUCUCCUCCUACUCGAUCGCCGAGGAAUGCUUCACGAGGAACGACGUCGUUUUGGCCAAUCGGCCACAUUUCAUCAUGUCCAAACACAUGGCAUACGAUAACACCACCAUGAUCGCGGCACCGUACGGCGACCACUGGCGGAAUCUCCGGCGAAUCGGCGCCGUCGAGAUAUUCUCUUCUCAGAGGCUUAACAGCUUCUCGGACAUCCGUAAGGACGAAAUCCGACGGCUCAUACAGCGUCUCUCCCGUCACUCUUUACACAGAUUUGCGAAGGUGGAGUUGAAAUCGAUGUUUACGGACUUGACGUUCAACAACGUCAUCAGGAUGGUUGCCGGAAAACGUUACUAUGGCGACGGAGCAGAGGAGGACGAGGAGGCGAAACGUGUGAGCCAGCUGAUCGCGGCGGUCAUAGGCAGCGGCGGAGCUGGAAAUGCGGCGGACUAUUUACCGGUGCUGCGUUGGGUCACCGAUUUCGAAAAACGGGUCAAGAAGAUGGCCAGUGAGAUGGAUGAUUUCUUGCAGAGAUUGAUCGACGAGAAAAAGGAGGAGAAGGGUAACACCAUGAUCCACCACUUGCUUUCUCUCCAAGAAUCCCAACCUGAUUACUACAAUGAUCGAAUAAUCAAAGGACUUAUUAUCGUGAUGAUACUUGCCGGGACGGAUACAUCAGCAGUGACAUUGGAAUGGGCGUUAUCCAACUUGCUGAAUCAUCCAGAGAUACUGAGGAAGGCGAGAUCCGAGAUCGAUGAGAAAGUCGGUUCGGACCGGCUAAUGGACGAACAGGACAUCUCGAAUUUGCCCUACCUCCGAAACAUAAUCUACGAAACAUUGCGUCUGUAUCCAGCAGUUCCCAUGCUGGUUCCUCACAUGUCGUCGGAGCGUUGCAAAGUUGCAGGCUACGAUAUGCCACGUGGCACGAUCUUACUGGUGAACGCGUGGGCGAUACACAGAGAUCCAAAGCUGUGGGAAGAUCCGAUGACGUAUAGGCCGGAGAGGUUCGAGAAGGAAGGGGAGGCGGAGAAGCUGAUGGCGUUCGGGAUGGGACGAAGGGCGUGCCCCGGUUCCGGACUGGCUCAGCGGCUUCUGAGCCUGGCUCUUGGUUCUUUGAUUCAGUGUUUCGAGUGGGAGAGGAUCGGUCCAGAACUUGUGGAUAUGACCGAAGGCAAAGGCGCCAACAUGCCCAAAGCCACGCCAUUGCAUGCCCUUUGCAAAGCUCGUGCCCUUGUCCCACAACUCUCUGUUUUUGACAUGUGAUUUUUACUAUAUAUAUAUGAUGUGUUAAAUGUUACUGUUGGUGUUGAUGUGUGUAUUUCGUGAAUAACAUUCAAACGUUAUGUUACGUGGCGUUGUAUGCCAAGAUUUUAGGUAAAUCACAACACGAUGAAUGAAUAAUAUUUUAUUUA